AUGACGGGCAACUGUGCCGUGAAAGACAAGGCGUCUUACACGAGCAUACAAAUCCCGGGUCUCUCAAUGGGAGCUGGCAGGCCAUUUCCACCAUCACCUUCUGAUCCCCAAGACUAUAUUGUUGAGUUCGACGGAAGUGAUGAUCCCACACACCCAUAUAACUGGAAAUUAUCGACGAAACUCUAUACAUCCCUAAUAGUCUGCUCAGGAACAUACAUUGUCUCCCUCACAAGUGCAAUCUUCGCCCCCGGAACCGAAAGCGCAAGCAGGACGUUCGGAGUUGGCACGGAAGUGGGAACUCUCGGGACAACUCUAUACAUCCUAGGAUUCGCAUCUGGCCCGCUGAUAUGGGCCCCCUUUUCCGAAUGGCGAGGAAGAAAAUGGCCAUUGACAAUCGGUAUGUUGGGUAACGGUAUCUUCAGCGUCGGGUCCGCCGUCUCCAAGGAUAUCGAGACGUUGAUUAUCUGCCGCUUUUUCGCCGGCAUGUUCGGAACCAGUACACUGACAGUCGUGCCUGGUGUGCUUGCGGAUAUCUUCACGCAUACGCAUCGCGGUGCUGCUAUUUCGGUUUAUGCUCUUCCUGUUUUCUUCGGGCCGCUGACAGCGUCGUUUAUUGGUGGUUUCAUCUCAUCGAGUUACUUGGGAUGGCGAUGGACGCUCUAUACUCCAGCAUUCUUCAGUUUCGCCCAUGGCGUCUUAUUCCUUGUCUCGCUGAAAGAGACAUAUGCACCAUGUCUGCUCUCGGCACGAGCUGCUAAUAUCCGCCAUAAAACUGGCAAUUGGGCCAUCCACGCCAAACACGACGAAGUUGAAAUGACCCUGCACUACCUUCUCACAAAGUACUUUACAAGACCAUUGAAGAUGUUGUUCACAGAGCCGAUUCUCCUGUUUAUAUCCAUCUACAUGUCGUUUAUCUAUGGGCUUGUCUAUGCCCUUCUCGAGGCCUACCCUUAUGUCUUUGAGGAUAUCCACGGCAUGCAUCCUGGGGUGGCAGGGCUAGCUUUCAUAGGCCUUAUAGUCGGCCAGCUGCUGGCGUUCAGCUUUAUCCUUUCACAAAAUUGGACCUAUGCAAGGAAGCUCAAGGAAAACGGGAAUAUCCCAGUCCCUGAAUGGCGAUUGACACCACCUUUGAUCGGUGCCCCAGUAUUCACCAUUGGGCUGUUCUGGUUCGGUUGGACUGGAUUCACCCCCGAAAUCCACUGGGCAGCACCGGCCGUGUCCGGCGUCUUCGUUGGCUUCGGAGUCCUGUGUGUCUUUUUACCAUGCUUUAUUUACCUCGUUGAUGCAUACCUGCCUUUAGCCGCUUCAGCUGUUGCAGCCAACAUCAUCAUUCGAUCUGCGGUUGCCGCGGGAUUCCCACUUUUCGCAAGACAGAUGUUUCAGAAUAUGGGCGUGCAAUGGGCUGGUACAUUGCUGGGUUGUCUGGCGGUGGUUAUGAUUCCGAUUCCGUUCACGUUUAGGAUCUACGGGCCUGUGUUGAGGAAGAGGAGUAGAUACUUGUGA
Monascus purpureus is the source of this 1503-nucleotide messenger RNA. NCBI's taxonomy places the organism in Eukaryota, Fungi, Ascomycota, Eurotiomycetes, Eurotiales, Aspergillaceae. The record is from the annotation of a GenBank genome assembly.